Messenger RNA from Andrographis paniculata, 1736 nucleotides. RefSeq names its product aminoaldehyde dehydrogenase 2, peroxisomal-like. The coding region runs from base 65 to 1576 and encodes 503 amino acids. Gene Ontology annotation, molecular function: oxidoreductase activity, acting on the aldehyde or oxo group of donors, NAD or NADP as acceptor. Lineage: Eukaryota; Viridiplantae; Streptophyta; Magnoliopsida; Lamiales; Acanthaceae. The transcript is spliced from 15 exons. The record is from RefSeq and is a predicted model, not a curated record.
GACGAUCUUGUUUUAGUACAGAGUGAGUGUUAAAAGCAAUUGGGUGUCUUCUUCAUCCGGAGCUAUGGCGAUUCCAAUUCCGACACGGCAGCUCUUCAUUGACGGCGAGUGGCGAGAGCCGAUCAAGGGGAAGCGCAUUCCGAUCAUCAAUCCCAGCACUGAACAAACUAUCGGGGAUAUUCCUGCUGCUACUGCUGAAGAUGUGGAUAUUGCGGUAGAAGCUGCACGGAAAGCAUUUUUCCGUAAUGGAGGCAAGGAUUGGUCUUCGGCGACGGGAGCACACCGAGCCAAGUAUUUACGAGCCAUUGCUGCUAAGAUUACGGAAAGGAAACCGGAGCUAGCGAAACUUGAAGCGAUUGACUGUGGGAAGCCAUUAGAGGAAGCAGCUUGGGAUAUUGACGAUGUUGCUGGAUGUUUUGAAUACUUUGCUGAUGUUGCCGAAAAUAUGGAUUCGAAGCAAGUUACUCCUAUUUCUGUGCCGAUGGAAGCAUUUAAGUGUCAUGUUGUGAAAGAGCCCCUCGGUGUAGUUGGUUUAAUCACACCAUGGAAUUACCCUUUAUUAAUGGCGACAUGGAAAGUUGCCCCGGCACUGGCUUCUGGUUGUACGGCUAUUCUAAAACCAUCCGAAAUGGCAUCAAUAACUUGUUUGGAGUUGGCGAAUGUUUGUAAGGACAUAGGUCUUCCACCCGGCGUGCUAAACAUUUUGACUGGUUUGGGGCCAGAAGCUGGAGCCCCUUUGGCUUCACACCCCCAUGUCGACAAGAUUGCAUUCACAGGGAGUAGUGCUACCGGAAGCAAGAUCAUGACUGCUGCUGCACAGCUUGUGAAACCGGUUACGUUGGAGCUUGGCGGGAAAAGCCCAAUUGUUGUGUUUGAGGAUGUUGAUCUUGAUAAGGCUGCCGAGUGGACUCUCUUUGGUUGCUUUUGGACAAACGGUCAGAUAUGCAGCGCUACUUCUCGUCUCUUAAUCCAUGAAAGCAUUGCUCCAGCAUUCGUGGAGAAGCUCGUGAAAUGGUGCGAAAACAUUAAAAUUUCAGACCCCUUAGAGGAAGGUUGCAGGCUCGGCCCUGUUGUUAGUUCCGGGCAGUAUGAUAAAGUGAUGAAGUUCAUCUCAACAGCCAAGGAGGAAGGCGCGACAAUAUUGCACGGCGGCGCACGACCUCAGCAUUUGGAGAAAGGCUUCUUUAUCCAACCAACUAUAAUAACCGACGUGACGACCUCCAUGCAAAUCUGGAAAGAGGAAGUCUUCGGACCCGUCCUCUGCGUCAAGACAUUUUCGACUGAAGAAGAAGCAGUCGAACUGGCGAACGAUACCCAGUAUGGCCUGGGUGCUGCGGUGCUAUCGCAAGAUCUCGCAAGGUGCGAGCGGAUGACUAAGGCAUUUCAAGUAGGCAUCGUGUGGGUGAAUUGCUCGCAGCCGUGCUUCUGCCAAGCCCCUUGGGGUGGGAAAAAGCGCAGCGGUUUUGGGCGCGAUCUCGGAGAAUGGGGUCUCGACAACUACUUGAACGUGAAGCAAGUGACGACGUAUGUGUCCAACGACGCGUGGGGUUGGUACACGGCGCCUUCGAAGAUGUGACGAGCUUUUACAUAUGGUCGACGGAUGAUCGGUUGUGGACGUGAGAAACAAAACCUAUGGUAAUGUACUCUUACUCUUCAUCUUUAAUGGUGAAACUUUGUGCUAUUUGUAACGUUGAAUUUCUAUGGAAAUAAAUGCAUGAAUAACUUGUUCUUUUAAA